Maylandia zebra (zebra mbuna) is the source of this 2516-nucleotide messenger RNA. It is a transcript of the gene pnp6, whose product is annotated as purine nucleoside phosphorylase 6. Gene Ontology annotation, biological process: nucleoside metabolic process. NCBI's taxonomy places the organism in Eukaryota, Metazoa, Chordata, Actinopteri, Cichliformes, Cichlidae. Gene Ontology annotation, cellular component: cytoplasm. Gene Ontology annotation, molecular function: purine-nucleoside phosphorylase activity. The record is from RefSeq and is a predicted model, not a curated record.
CCCCUCCGCACUCCGUCCACCCAAGCAGAAGAGUCUCCAUCGGCGGCUUUAACUGGCUUACCAUACACGGGAAGCACCUGUGAAAAUAAACACUAAACGGGACCUUAUCGUCGCCAUCGUCGGAUAUGGAAGCGGCAAACCCCUCCAGCAGUCACUGCAGUUAUGAAGACUAUAAGGAGACAGCGGACUGGCUGCUUAACCGUACAAAGCAGCGUCCCAAAGUGGCCAUCAUCUGUGGUUCAGGCCUGGGCGGUCUAGCUGAUCUGCUGGAGGAGAAGACAGUGUUCAAAUAUGAGGAUAUUCCACAUUUUCCCACCAGCACUGUGCAGGGUCAUGCAGGGCAGCUGGUGUUUGGCAAGCUGAAUGGCUGCGAGUGUGUCUGUAUGCAGGGGAGAUUCCAUUUCUACGAGGGUUACAACAUACAAACGGUGACUUACCCAGUGCGAGUCUUCUAUCUGCUGGGUGUGAGCACUCUGAUUGUGACAAAUGCAGCAGGAGGACUCAAUGACACCUACAGUGUGGGAGACAUCAUGCUCAUUAAAGAUCACAUCAACAUGCCCGGAUUUGCAGGACAGAACCCUCUGUGUGGGCACAAUGAUGAGAGGUUUGGAGUGCGGUUCCCAUGCAUGUCAGAUGCAUAUGACCGUGACCUGAGAGCCCUGACCAGAAAAACAGCAAAGGAACUGGGCUAUGACAGCUUCCUGCAGGAAGGGGUAUACUGCAUGUUGGCUGGCCCAACAUAUGAAACCAUUGCUGAGUGCAAACUCUUGCAGAGGCUGGGGGCUGAUGCUGUGGGUAUGAGCACAGUCCCGGAGGUGGUGGUGGCUCGUCACUGUGGCACACGUGCCCAGGAGGACGUGGCUCCUGACCGUCGCUUACGUGUCUUGGGCCUGUCCCUCAUCACCAACAAGGUUGUGACAGAUUAUGAGAGCAAUGAAAAAGCAAAUCACACAGAAGUGCUGAAGACUACUGAGCGCAGGACUCAGGAGCUCCAGAAUCUUGUGAGCCGCCUCAUAGCCAACCUCUAGUAACAUCAUCUACUAUCUGAUGGACCAAUUGAACAUUUUAGGCCUUACAGUCAAAUUUGUGGUGACAGAAUAAUCAUAGCUUUGAACAAAAGGUAAAAAUGGUGCUUUGUGGGAUAGAUUAUUAUUUGCUAUUGGGUAAAGUGGACAUUUAGGAGAAGUUAUAAGGUUUAAGAUUUUAAGGGAUUUAGCACUACCUCAGCAAGAGCUGCACAAAUCAACAAAUGUGAUCCAGGAAACGUAAGCCUGAAUCCAUGCAUCCAUUCCAGUGUUUCAACUUUCCACAGUCUCAGAUAUCACAGAUAAAUAACUGUAAUAGUAAUACUUUUACAACCACCGGUGUGCAUUUCUCUCCUAAUGUAAGUGCCGCAGGGUAGCUGGGGUUUUCCCUGUACUCCCUAUUAUUAUCACAGUGGCAGCAAAUUCUAAUCUGGGUCCUUGUUGAAAACCAGACUUGAGUAUCUGAGUGAAUCCAAACCUUUAAGAUUUGAUGGUUAGUUUAUGCCUUCCUUCCUCUCUCCCACUCAUAUUUUUGCUGCAUGCAUGCAUGCUGCAGUUUGUCUUUAGCGAGAGCAAUGCGAGCAUCUACUACCUAUGAAUCCACCAUUUAUCUGUUUCAGGUGCAUGUGGAAAACCCUGCUAGCUUAUGGACUGGACUUAUCAACUGGCAUUAUUUAGUGGUUUCUUCUUGUUAAGGAUGCACUUUUAAUAAUUAUUUUACCUGUAAAUCAAUGUGGGCAUAUUUAUUAUACACUUUAAUCAAGAGUUUUAUAUUUCUAAGCAGGCAGACGACAUAUCUAUCCAAUGUAUUUAUCAUAUAAUACUGGCCUACAAAUAAAUAGGCCAAUCUCUGAUAUCAUUCCUAAUAUUUAAAGAAGAAAUCAAUGAGUUUCUUAAAAGUUUGUCAAAAAAUGAAAAGCACAUGGUUUUAGUAAUCUCUUACUGUAGAUCAGCAGUUACAGUUAUAUAUAUAUAUAUUUAUACCAUACAUAUAUCAUACAUAGAGAGAAAUCUAACUAAUCACACAAAAAGCACACGGUAUAGUCUGAAAGAUAUACCAGCAGUCUUGUUAAAUGGUUGUGAUGUGUGAGGGUUUUUUUCUUUAGUGGACUGCUUUAUUUGCACACUGUGAGGCCUUAACACUGUAACAUCAGAGAGGGCUGGAAUACCUGCAGUUUUCAAUCUUUUCUGUGCUCAUCUGGAACAAGUUUGCCUGCCAGCUUGUCUUGACCAUCUCAUUCACUGGAAAGGCCGGAAAAAUAGAAGCUCAGCAGUCCAAAUUUGGCAAUUUGUUUUAGUCUCCGGUUUUCUGGUCUUUCUUGUGGUUGUACUUUAUUGGAUGAAUUAACCCUUAUGUGUUGUUUGUUGAUCUUAUUUAAAGUACUGAGGUCUCAGGUUAGAAUUGUAUUCACUUAUAUAACAAUGCACUCUAGCAAAGCAAUUAUUUGCCACACCAGCUUUUGCUGCUAUUAAAUAAAAAUUUGGAGAUGA